AUGAAUCUAGGAAAAAACCCACGAAAUAAAAAUGUUAGGAUAGUGAAUGCAUUAAGGAGUGGUAAGAUCUUACCUGAUCCUUAUCCCCAAAUAUUAGAAGAAAAAGAAAACGUGGACAAACCAAAACAAAAUCAAAUAGGAGUAGAAGAGGAUUUUAUAGAUUCUACCCAGGAAAUUUCGAAAGAGAGGACGACCAUUCCAUUUCCUAAAGUUCUAGCGCCUAGACAAAGAAAGAAAAAGGAACACAAUGAAGAAAUAAAGAAAAUUUUACAAGAUGUGCAAAUUAGUCUUCCUUUACUCACUACCAUUGAACAUAUUCCUGAAUAUGCUAGAGUUUUGAAAGAAAUGUGUACACCAAAAAGGGCACCUAGAGUAGAAAAAUUAUCUAUUCAUGCUAGUGCAUUAUUAUUAAAUCAAUUACCAUAUAAAUUGAGAGAUACAAGUGCCCCUUUAAUUUCGUGUGAUAUUGGUGGAUUCAUUUUUCAGAAUGCAUUACUUGACACCGGUGCUAGUAUUAAUUUAUUACCUGCAAGUAUUUGUGAUAAAUUUAAUAUUUCUGAUCUUAAACCAUCUACUGUUACCUUACAAUUUGCUGAUAGAUCCAUAAAACAUCCUAAAGGUAUUUUAGAAAAUGUGAUAGUGACAGUUAAAGGGUGUAAAUUUUCAGCUGAUUUUGUAGUGCUGGAAAUAGAUUUUAAUGGACAGUUUUAUGAUAUGCCAAUCAUCCUAGGGAGACCAUUUUUGCAUACAGCAAAGAUGAAUAUUGAUUUUCCCAUAGGUAUUGCGAAAAGUUCAUGUGGAGAUCAAUUAGUAGAAAUUAAAAUUUUUGAGGUACCAAAUGAUCUUAAGAAAUCACAAGUAUAUGAUUGUCAUACCAUAAAUCUUCUAGAUGAUUUUGAUGAUCCAGAUGUUAUUGAUGACUGUGUGCUGAAAGAAUUAGAGGAAAUAGAGAAUAUAAAUUUGGAAGAAAAGAAAGAGGAAGAUCAUCUGAAUUUAGAGUUGAAACCUCUUCCCUCUAGUUUAAAAUAUAUGUUUUUGGAGGAAAAUAAUUCAUUUCCUGUUAUUAUUACAGCUGAUUUGAGUGAUGAACAUGAAGAAGAAUUAUUAGAUGUACUUCGAAAAAAUAAGAAGGCUAUGGGCUGGAAAAUGGACGAUCUAAGGGGCAUUGAUAUGAGUGUAUGCAUGCAUAGUAUAUAUCUAGAGGAGGGGGCCAGAACUAGCAGGGAACCACAACAAAGAUUAAAUCCUAACAUGAUGGAAAUUGUAAAAAAAGAAAUUUUAAAGUGGCUGGCUGCUGAUAUUAUUUAUCCUAUUUCAGAUAGCAAAUGGGUUAGUCCUACACAAGUAGUGCCAAAAAAAUCAGGGAUCACGGUUAUAAAAAAUGAAAAUGGGGAUGAAAUACAAACAAGAUUAACUACCGGUUGGAGGGUUUGCAUUGAUUAUAGAAAAUUAAAUUCAGUUACUAGAAAAGAUCAUUUUCCCCUACCAUUUACUGAUCAAAUUCUAGAAAAAUUAGUUGGAAAAAACUUUUUUUGUUUUCUAGAUGGAUACUCUGGUUAUAAUCAAAUUUAUAUAAACCCUUUAGAUCAAGAAAAAACAACUUUCACUUGUCCAUUUGGUACUUUUGCUUUUAAAUGCAUGCCUUUUGGUCUGUGUAAUGCUCCAGCCACAUUUCAAAGAUGUAUGCUGUCUAUUUUUUCUGAUAUGAUUGGAAAAUGCAUGGAAAUUUUUAUGGACGAUUUUUCUGUUUUUGGUGAAUCAUUUGAUGAAUGCUUAAAUCAUUUACAGCAUGUACUUGAGAAAUGCAUAGAGAAAAAAUUAUUUUUGAGUUGGGAGAAAUCACAUUUUAUGUUUAAAGAGGGAGUUGUGUUGGGUCAUAUUGUGAGUAAAAGGGGUUUAGAGGUGGAUAGAGAAAAAAUUGAUAUUAUAUCUAAAAUGAAACCUCCAAAUUCAGUAAAACAUAUUAGAUCUUUCUUUGGUCAUGCAGGUUAUUACAGAAAAUUUAUUCAAGAUUUUUCAAAAAUUUCUAAACCUCUCACCAUGCUAUUAUCUAAAGAUGUGCCUUUUAAUUUUGAUGAGAAAUGUUUUGAGUCUUUUUCCGAAAUAAAAAGAUUACUUAUUGAGGCACCCAUUUUACAAGCUCCUGAUUGGUCCCUUCCCUUUGAAAUAAUGUGUGAUGCAUCGAAUUAUGUAGUGGAGGCCGUUCUAGGACAAACAAAAGAGUCAAAACCCAUAGUAAUUUCAUAUACUAGUAAAACUAUAUCCGAUGCUCAAUUAAAUUAUACCGCGACUGAAAAAGAGUUGUUAGCUGUAGUAUUUUCGUUAGAAAGGUUUAGAUCAUAUAUUUUGGGAGCUAAAAUUAUUAUUUAUACUGAUCAUGCAGCAUUAAAAUAUCUAUUAAAUAAGAAAGAUGCAAAGCCACGUUUAUUAAGAUGGAUUUUAUUAUUGCAAGAAUUUGACUUAGAAAUAAAAGAUAAAAAAGGUUUCGAGAAUGCUGUUGCUGACCAUCUUUCUAGAUUAAGUGAUACAGGAAUAAAUGCAGCACCUUUACAAGAUGCAUUUCCAGAUGAACAAUUGAUGGCAGCUCAACAUCAACCAUCACCAUGGUAUGCACAUAUUGUUAAUUUUCUGGUUUCUAGAAAAACUCCAGAAUAG
Spirodela intermedia is the source of this 2655-nucleotide messenger RNA. The record is from the annotation of a GenBank genome assembly. NCBI's taxonomy places the organism in Eukaryota, Viridiplantae, Streptophyta, Magnoliopsida, Alismatales, Araceae.